AUGUAUCGUAGCUUAAAUCGUAGUUUAUAUGUCAGUUUCAGAAGGUACAGUAGCGCUUAUAUAAGAGAACCAUUUCGUAUAGGAUAUCCUCGAGGAUUUAAUCAAGAAGCAAUUGGUCGUAUAAGAAAUGAUGUUUUCCCCAGCGAGAAAUUGAGCCCUUUAGAUUACUUCAUCAAAGAAGGAAACGAUGAACAGUCCUGGGCAGAUUUAAACUUAUAUGAGCGAUCUAAAUAUGUAAAUAUGGUAUCACAAGGUGAACACAAAUAUACCAGUCCAAAGCCAGAGUUGAGUCUGGGGUACAAUUUGUUCCGUGCAUUGAAUAAACAUAUAAGAAGUAAGAAGACUGCAGAUGUGCGAUGGCUGCGCUUAUCCAAUAAGGGCCGUGAAACUUAUACUAAGGAUGCAAAUUUUAUAGAGAAGGCUCAUAGAGAGUUGGUCAGACAAUGGGAAGGAUGGGAAAUUGUAGAAUAUUUGAAAAACGGCAACUUUGAUGCCGACGCCCAUAGUAAAUUCAAUCCAUUCCCGUAUCUGGGUCUUUACCCAUGGGAAGUAAUUACUGACAAGUUGAUACUGGGCAGAAAAUAUCAGGAGUUGUUUGAGUUUGAAGCCGACUACUACGAUCGUCUCAUAUAUGAAGCCUUCAGUGGAAGAUCUAGAUGUAUAAAUGACAUGUAUCGAGACGAUACUGAUGCAAAGACGGCAUCUGGCUACGCCAAGUUGAGCGCACUGGAGAAAUUGCAAUAUGAGGCGAGACACUUGAGAAGACUAAACCACCUAGAGAAAAAUCGCCUAACAAGUAGUCCGAUCCUGCCGUUUAUGCAAUUCGUACGGCAGCUAAAGAAAGAAGAUUCAAAUUCUUUAUUGCCCUAUAGGAAACUUGUUAGCAAAGCAGGUGAGCUUUGGAGAGAAUUAUCACCAGAAGAGAAAGCACCAUAUAAACGAGAUAUCAACCCGAACUCCUUAGAGUAUGUCCAUGGCCGACUACAACAGAAAGUUGAGAUAACCAUGAGCUACAUUUUUGAAGUUGGUGGGGUUGAAGGCGUAGACGCUAGCUAUGACUGGAAGGAAGAUAUGGAGAGUAAGGAACGAUGGAAAAGGGUAGGUUAA
Messenger RNA from Dujonia railenensis, 1107 nucleotides. NCBI's taxonomy places the organism in Eukaryota, Fungi, Ascomycota, Pichiomycetes, Serinales, Debaryomycetaceae. The record is from the annotation of a GenBank genome assembly.